Molecule: messenger RNA, 843 nt
Organism: Colius striatus (speckled mousebird)
Lineage: Eukaryota; Metazoa; Chordata; Aves; Coliiformes; Coliidae
Gene: EXOSC1
Product: exosome component 1
Exons: 7
Coding region: 30-680 (216 amino acids)
Biological process (GO): RNA processing
Cellular component (GO): cytoplasm; nuclear exosome (RNase complex)
Molecular function (GO): RNA binding
Source: RefSeq, a predicted model, not a curated record
UUUCUGCGGGAGAACCCGCAGCAGCGAACAUGGCGCCUCCCGUGCGGUUCUGCGUCCCCGGCGAGCGGCUGUGCAGCACGGAGGAGGCCACGGCUGGCAGCGGGACCUACACCCGGCACGGCUUCAUCUUCUCCUCACUUGCUGGCUGCCUGGAGAAGAGGAGCGAGGACAGCGGGCUGCCUGUGGUGUCGGUGGUGAGGGACGCCGAGUCCCAGCUCCUGCCUGACGUGGGGGCCGUGGUCACGUGCAAGGUCUGCAGCAUUAACUCCCGCUUUGCCAAGGUGCACAUCCUGUACGUUGGAUCCACGCCGCUGAAAUCUACCUUCCGGGGGACCAUACGGAGAGAAGAUAUUCGAGCCACGGAGAAAGAUAAGGUAGAAGUGUACAAGAGUUUCCGCCCUGGGGACAUAGUCCUGGCUAAAGUUAUCUCCCUGGGGGACGCGCAGUCCAACUACCUGCUGAGCACGGCAGAGAACGAGCUGGGCGUCGUAGUGGCACGAAGCGAGGCAGGUAGGGACCAGCCCUGGGUCACCCCAUGCAGCCCCCCCCUUGCCACACAGGGGACCUCGAUUCUGGGCAGGGGAUCCCCUGAGCCAUGUGCUGUCCCCAGGGGUGCAGAUGGUGCCCAUCAGCUGGUGCGAGAUGCAGUGCCCACGGACACACACCAAGGACUUCCGUAAGGUGGCCCGUGUGCAGCCCCAGUUCCUGCAGACGUAACGGGCUCUGCGGGGCCCUGGGGGCUGCUGGGCUCCACUCUCCUCCUGAGCAAAAGGCUGCAACAGCCCCACGGGCCCUUUCUCCCAGCGUACAUUUCUAUUACUGGAUAAUAAAUAUGUUUUGGAA